Molecule: messenger RNA, 579 nt
Organism: Neltuma alba
Lineage: Eukaryota; Viridiplantae; Streptophyta; Magnoliopsida; Fabales; Fabaceae
Exons: 1
Coding region: 1-579 (192 amino acids)
Source: RefSeq, a predicted model, not a curated record
AUGACAGGUUGUAAGCCACUGAUGGUUCCGAUGGCACAAAAUUUGAAGCUGUUUGCCUAUGAUGAGAAGAGGAACCGAAAGGAGGACCUAUUGAAAGAACCAAGGAAAUACAGACGGUUGGUUGGUAAGUUAAUUUAUUUAACCAUGACCCAGCCUGACAUUUCCUAUUUUGUGCAGACAUUGAGUCAGUUCAUGCAAAUGCCAACUAAAGCACACAUGGCUGCAGCAAGGAAUGUACUGCGUUAUUUGAAAGGGACGCCUGGCUUGGGAAUAUUCAUUAAUUCAGAAGGAGAACUGCAGCUGGAAUGUUAUUGUGACUCAGAUUGGGCAUCAUGUGCCAUGACAAGGAGAUCCGUAUCUGGCUACCUGUUGAAGCUGGGAGGAUCACUUAUGAUGCGGAAGACCAAAAAGCAGCAUAUUGUUUCCAAAUCAUCUGCAGAGGCAGAGUAUAGGGCUUUAAGCAUGGCCACAUCUGAGAUAGUUUGGGCUGUUAGCUUGCUAAAGGAUUUAGGAAUAAGUCAUGAAGAUCCAGUAAAAAUAUAUUGCGACAGCAAGGCUGCAAUAUGUAGUCUUCCAUGA